GAAUGCCAUUCGCGCCGGAAUGAAAAUGUGGACUGAUACUUGCAUCAGAUUCAAGCAAAGGACAAAUGAAUACGCGUAUGCGAGGUUCUGGAAGGGAGAGAAGUGCUCUUCCCAUGUUGGUCACACGGGUCGCAAGCAAGACAUCUCAUUGGCUGGAGGAUGCUGGCACGCGGGAAUCGUCGCGCACGAGAUUGGUGAGAUUAAUCUCUUGCAAUGCACUGUGUUGAAGGUCACGCACUUGGUUUCUACCACGAGCAGUUACGCCCUGACCGUGACAGCUACGUCACGAUCAACUGGGAUAACAUUGUAUCAGAUAUGAAGUUCAACUUUAACAAGUAUUCUCGCUCAACCAUCGAUUCCCUGGAAACUCCCUAUGAUACAACAGCAUCAUGCACUACGACAGCCACCGGCGGCCUUUAGCAGAAACGGCGGAGCUACGAUCACGC
Messenger RNA from Nematostella vectensis (starlet sea anemone), 446 nucleotides. RefSeq names its product astacin-like metalloprotease toxin 2. The transcript has 3 exons. Gene Ontology annotation, biological process: proteolysis. NCBI's taxonomy places the organism in Eukaryota, Metazoa, Cnidaria, Anthozoa, Actiniaria, Edwardsiidae. Gene Ontology annotation, molecular function: metalloendopeptidase activity. The coding region runs from base 20 to 319 and encodes 99 amino acids. The record is from RefSeq and is a predicted model, not a curated record.